Messenger RNA from Paramuricea clavata, 1606 nucleotides. NCBI's taxonomy places the organism in Eukaryota, Metazoa, Cnidaria, Anthozoa, Malacalcyonacea, Plexauridae. The record is from the annotation of a GenBank genome assembly.
AUGUGUGAUUUGCCACCACUCCAAUUCAAGUUACGUCGACAUAUUCUACGUCUUCUUGAUCCCUUCAAACUGAAGCCAACGCUACAGGAAUAUACUGCGACAGAUCCUACUGAGGUAUCAGGAAAUUUCACCCUGCCAUUUCUUAACCCCGGAGGGACACCACAUCCUUAAUCCGUGAAAAUAAUAAGGUUAAUGUUUGCGGACUAACUUAUUUUCAAGAAAAAAAUUGAGAUUAAUUGGUCGCAACAUCCCUACUUAAUAGGGAGCUUUAGAUUUGACUACGAGUACGACUACCGCUACGGGAUUCGUCAAUUGCGCGCUAAUUGCGUCAUUUUUUGCUGUCGUGAGUCCGGUUUGCGCCAAGAAGUCGUAGCCGCCGCCACUUUGAGUACGAGAUUUUCUGAAAAUCCAGUAGUCCACACUACGAGUUGAAAAAUCAGGAAGGUAAGACUUUUUAUGUUUUCUUUUUAAGAAAAUAGAUAAACUCUCGAAGCGGAAACGGAAGUGAAUACAAAUAAUUAACAUUUUUGGUAUUUUUCCCCCCCGUGACACAACACUGAAAUGUUUGUUGUCAUUUUUGUUUUAAAUUAAACAUGGCAGCUCUGCAGCUAUAUGUCUUUCGUACAAAAAAUAUUGUUUUUUUGUAAAACUUUUAGUAUUAAUAGUUCUUUAAAUUGUCUGUUACCGUGUUAAAGCAGCAUAAAUUUGCUGGAGGAGUAAAGCAAUUUGGUUCUUCACUGUAUUAUCACAGCGACACAACUUCUGCCUUGCCUUGCCUGGCCUCGAGAUUUGACAAAUGUGCUUUUUAUACUUUAUAUCUUUAAAAUCUGAGAUAAUUUAUUAAUGGUAUUCUUAAAACUAUUUCUUUUUGUAGAUGGAAAAUACAAAUGUUACCAGCAGCGGUACGGAAAAACGAGGUCUGUUUGUUUGGCGUGAACAUCACGAAAUGUGUUUACUACGGGAAGUGCUCACACAUGAGCCUUACAGAUUUCGUUUUGGCUCCAAGGAAAGAGGGUCAGCAUGGACAGCCAUAGCUUGUCGGUUGGAAGAUAUGGGGAUGAAAGUAAACCAAAGGUCAGUGCGAGAGAAAUUUACCAGAAUGAUGACAAGUUUUAAGAAAAAGGAGGCACAAGAAAAGAGAGCUAGUGGUGUGGUUGUUGACUUCACGGAGAAAGACCAGGCAUUGUUGGAUAUCAUGGAGAGAAUGGAGAAAUGUGAGGAAGAGAACGAACAAGAAAGGCAGAAGGAAAAUUAUGACAAAGAAACUGUAGCGGAGAUGAGGAAGCGAGCGGUCGAGAGGCUAGGAGAGACAAGAAAACGAACCAAUGUGGAAGGAGAAGAUGGGGGAACACCGGAAGGGAAACGGAAAAGAAGUGGAGAGUUGGUGGAAGUACUAAAGGAAUCUGUCAGGGCAACCAGAAACAGGGAAGAAGCUGAGAGGGAGUUUAAAGAACGAGAGAUGCAGCUGAGAGAACAACAAGCAGUCAACCAGCAGAAUUUCCAGCAAAGCAUUUUGGAACAGCAACAACAGUUCCAGGUACAGCAGCAAGCGAUGACCAUGGCCAUUGUGAAUGCAAUGUCGGAACUGGUAAAUAAACUGAGAUAA